AUGUCGUCUAACGGUCAACUCCAACCUUGUUUCGCAAAACUCAGUCAAAUAAACGAGCAAACAUGGCUACAGAUGGGUGCCGCUGCCGAAUUGAUGCAGGAUUAUGAACGUGCCAUGAGUGCUUAUGAGGCAGCUUUGCGACACAACUCAUAUUCAAUUACUGCUUUAUCAAGUAUUGCUGCUCUUUACCGUGGAAGAGAGCAGUUUCCCAGGGCUGUCGAAUAUUUCCAAAGAAUAUUAAAUAUUGAUCAGAAUAAUGGAGAAAUCUGGGGUGCUUUAGGUCAUUGCUAUUUAAUGAUGGAUGAUCUGCAAAAGGCGUAUAGCGCUUAUCAACAGGCUCUCUAUCAUCUUCCUAAUCCAAAGGAACCCAAACUUUGGUAUGGAAUUGGUAUUUUGUAUGAUCGCUAUGGAUCUUUAGACCAUGCAGAGGAAGCAUUCUCUCAAGUAAUGAGAAUGGAGCCGAAGUUCGAGAAGGCAAAUGAAAUCUAUUUUAGAUUGGGAAUUAUAUACAAGCAACAACAAAAAUAUGAACAAAGUCUCGACUGUUUUAAAUAUAUUCUUCGAAAUCCACCGAGACCUUUGACGGAAGUAGAUAUUUGGUUCCAGAUCGGUCACGUACACGAACAACAAAAGAAUUUUGCGGCUGCCAAAGAAGCUUAUGAACGAGUCUUGGCUGAUAAUCCAACUCACGCAAAGGUUCUUCAACAGCUUGGCUGGCUUUAUCAUCAGCAGAGUGCUACUUUCAGUAAUCAAGAUUCGGCCAUCAGCUAUCUAACCAAAUCUUUAGAAUCUGGUAAGUGGUGCAUAAUGACCAUUCUUUUUUUUAUGACCUUGAUCUAUUUUCAAAUCUCAUGGUAUCUUCUUGGACGUUGCUAUAUGGCCCAACAAAAAUAUAAUAAAGCUUAUGAGGCUUAUCAACAGGCCGUAUACCGUGAUGGUCGUAACCCUACUUUUUGGUGCUCAAUUGGUGUUCUCUAUUAUCAGAUCAACCAAUUCCGAGAUGCUUUAGAUGCAUACAGUCGCGCUAUUCGUUUGAAUCCCUACAUAAGUGAAGUAUGGUAUGAUCUCGGAACACUUUACGAAUCUUGCAACAAUCAAAUCAGUGAUGCUUUGGAUGCAUAUCAACGUGCUGCGGAGCUGGACCCUACAAAUCCUCACAUUAAACAACGCUUGCAAAUGUUAAGAACUCAACAAGCGCAAGGAGGACAAACCUCUGCGCCAAUACCUCAAGACGUUAAUCCUCAAGCUUAUCAAUCUAACAAUGGUCCCUCUCAAAUGCCACCAUUUGCUCAACCAUCACCGGGCCCACAAGGCCCUCCUGGUAUGCCAAAUUAUGGUGGUAGGUCUGUUGACAAUAGACAAAACCAUCCACCAAUCCCUCUUCAUAACAGCGGCGAUAGUCAUCGUGACUUACCCCCUGUGAAUAGAAGAAGCCCUGGACCUUCUAAUCCGUACGGUCAUCCACCAUCUCAUCUUCGUGAUCCCAAUCCGUCAACACCACCUAAUCACAUCCUCAAUCCUUUAAUGUCACCGCACGACCAAAGGCCAUUGACUCCUCACCAACCGCCACCAUUGCGUCACAACCCAGACAAGCGUACCUCUCCUUCUCCGCAACUUCCACAGAUUCAAGAAGACAGACGUCCUCCCAGGCAUUCACCUCAGCUUCCUGAAACCUAUCAGCCGAGGCCAAACUUCCCUUCACCGCGGAUGCCAAUGACUGAACAUGGUAAUUCUCAACAUUCAAGUUAUCCGCAUUCUUCACAUCACGAAUUCCCCCCUCCUCAUCACUCUACAACUGUUGUUGACCAUGGUCGUGAAUCAGAUAUGUAUGACCACGGAAAAGGAAAACCUGAGGAAAGAAACGGCAAUGGAGUUCCCCCUUAUCAUAGUUCAGAGCCUCUCCCAUCGGCACAUGAAUCUCUUUCACACCACAGUGGCCGCGAAUAUCGAGAUUCGUUAGAUUCAAUAAUUAAAGCGAAUGAUUCUCACCGACCGGUUGAUCACUCGAGAACCCCGGUCACACGCCCGAUCGUCGAUCAUAACGAUCCCAGGAUGCAAGAGGGGUCGAUUGAUGAAAAGGGCAUUCCGCCAUUUUCUUCUUACCAUCCAGAUGAACAUCAAAGGCGGCUUCCUGAAAUCAAAAAUCCCGAUCCGCCUUCCCAGAGACAAGCUCAUUCGGAAUCACCUGUUAGAGAGAGCAGUUCGUACGCUAACGAUCAACAUAGUCCUGUUUCAAAUAUUCCUGUUGGUGAGACGCCGAGAAAGUCUUCAGCGGACCAACACUCAAGUCGACCUGAAAUUUCGCGAGAACUUCAUAAAAUCCCAUACCCGGACGAAUCAAGUCCCACCGAACCAAGGUCACCGAAUCUGUCACGGAUAAUGGAUAACAAUAAUAAUUCUAAUUCUCCAACUAGUCCUCUCGAAAACGACAAUAAGCCUGUAGUGUUACCGGCCAUGCGUACCACGCCAUCUGUCAAUGAGCGCUCGUCAGUGUCUAAUUCUGCACGUCAAGUGGACGAAGAUUAUGAUGGAACGGCACCCGUCGAUUCUUUACCGAGUAUCGGUGAUGGUGGUGCGUCAACUUCAUCAGCCGCACAAAAACGGUCUUACUCUCCAAAAGGCGAUGAUCUUGAUGAUCGUCGAGAUGAAGGUACUGCGAAAAGAAUUAAACCAUCCCCAAGAGAUGAAGCACAAUCACCUAUAUCGACACACUCAGAACGUGAAAGAGAACAACAGGAGAGGGAUCGGGAACAACGCCAAAGGGAAAGGCGAAAAUCUGAACAAAGUGCUAAUGGUGGUAGUACUACUCAUUCGCCUCGUAGUACACCUUAA
Acaulospora morrowiae is the source of this 2832-nucleotide messenger RNA. The record is from the annotation of a GenBank genome assembly. Lineage: Eukaryota; Fungi; Glomeromycota; Glomeromycetes; Diversisporales; Acaulosporaceae.